Messenger RNA from Urocitellus parryii (Arctic ground squirrel), 1567 nucleotides. It is a transcript of the gene Mrps35, whose product is annotated as mitochondrial ribosomal protein S35. Gene Ontology annotation, cellular component: mitochondrial small ribosomal subunit. NCBI's taxonomy places the organism in Eukaryota, Metazoa, Chordata, Mammalia, Rodentia, Sciuridae. The record is from RefSeq and is a predicted model, not a curated record. Gene Ontology annotation, biological process: mitochondrial translation. Gene Ontology annotation, molecular function: structural constituent of ribosome.
CUUUUUUCCUCCUCCCGCUUUCCGUUCUCGGAGCAUGGCGGCCCCCGUGGUCCGCCUGUGGCUCGGCCUUCAGCCGGGGGUUAGGACUCUGCGUGCCCUCUCCACCGUCGUGUCCCCGGCCACUCACGCUCGGAGACCUGGCCUGCGUACAAUAGAAAGAACAUCCAAAAGUGAAAGGCAGCUGAGAAGAAAGGCACUGCCUCCUAGGACAGAGAAAAUGGCUGUUGACCAGGACUGGCCUAGUGUUUACCCUGUUGCAGCACCAUUUAAACCCUCCACAGUACCUCUACCUAUUCGAAUGGGUUAUCCAGUAAACAAAGGAGUGCCUAUGGCAAAGGAGGGAAAUCUGGAACUUUUAAAGAUUCCCAAUUUUCUGCAUUUGACUCCUGUAGCAAUUAAAAAACACUGUGAAGCUCUUAAAGAUUUCUGUACUGAAUGGCCAGCUGCACUAGACAGUGAUGAGAAAUGUGAGAAGCAUUUUCCGAUUGAAAUUGACACAGCUGAUUAUGUUUCAUCAGGACCAUCUAUUCGAAACCCUAAAGCUCGAGUAGUAACCUUAAGGGUGAAACUUUCCAGUUUGAAUUUAGAUGAUCAUGCAAAGAAGAAACUUAUUAAACUUGUAGGAGAACGAUACUGCAAGACCACAGAUGUACUUACCAUCAAAACAGAUAGGUGCCCUUUAAAAAGACAGAAUUAUGAUUAUGCAAUGUAUCUACUAACAGUUUUAUACCAUGAAUCUUGGAAAACUGAAGAAUGGGAAAAAAAUAAGACUGAAGCAGACAUGGAAGAAUAUAUAUGGAAAAAUAGUGCCUCAGAAAAAAAUAUCCUGGAAACACUUCUUCAAAUUAAAGCUGCUGAGAACACAGAAGUAAAUAAAGAAGAACUUCUUGGAACUAAAGAAGUUGAAGAUUACCAAAAAUCUGUUGUUACUCUUAAGAAUGAGGGGGAAAAUGAAAUUACCCUUUCUCAGUACAAAGAAUCAGUGAAGAGAAUAUUAAGUUUGGCAUGAAUUACAACAUAGAAAACCCUGCUUUGAUAUACUAAUUUUAUGAUAUAUGUAAUCAAUAUCUAAUUUGAUAUAAAAGUGAAAAUGUUUAAAAACCAUUAUUUUACAUCAGAGUUAAAAUUGUUCCUUUCAUUCAAAUGUAUGAUGGCAAUGAUUAUUUCCAAGUUUUCUAAGCUUAUACACUGGGUUUAUUAGACUAAUCAGAAGAUCUCUGUGAUUUCUCUGCUUCUAACUUUGAUUUUAUUUCUGUAUAACAUCUUUAAUAUCCGUAUACUUACAUAUAUAUAAUAUUAAAGGUGUUAAUAUUCAUAUUAAGUAUUAUUUUGUCACCUGCCACAUUUCUUUCCCCUCAGAUUGGCAUUAUUGGCAUUAUUGGCUUUUGAGAGAUGAUUUUGGUUAUUUGAAAAGCUAGGCUCAGAACCCAGCCCCUUCACUUGCAGCUCAGUGCUGUUUCCAUGCUUGUUAGCCUUACAAUCUAUCCUACACUAUCGCCAAUUCUGGGUUGAAACAGAUCCUCAAUUAAAGUAUUUUCUAAUCUAAAAAGUUUGUUCCAUCUCUCCC